AUGAGAGUAGCGAAAACUAAAGAAGAACAAGACACUCAUACAAAAAGGGACAUGGAAGAAAGAGCAAUAAGCAUAGAAAUUCCUGAAGUCUUGAAAAAGAAGCUUGAGGAAGACUGUUACUAUAUUAAUAGAAGAAAACGGCUAGUGAAGCUUCCUUGUCAGACAAACAUAAUAACAAUCCUGGAGUCAUAUGUGAAACAUUUUGCUAUUAAUGCUGCUUUUUCAGCCAAUGAAAGAUCUCGGCACCAUCAGAUGACUCCACAUGCUAACAUGAAUCUUCAUUAUGUGCCACCAGAGAAGAAUGUUGAGCUGUGUAAAGAGAUGGUGGAUGGGCUGAGAAUAACCUUUGACUUCACACUUCCAUUAAUUUUGCUCUAUCCUUAUGAGCAAGCUCAAUUUAAGAAAGUGACUUCAUCAAAAUUCUUUCUUCCCAUCAAAGAAAACUCAACAAAUACUAACAGAAAUCAGGAGGAGCUUUCCCCAAGUCCUCCUCUGUUGAACCCGCCAACUCCCCAGUCAACUGACAGCCAACCUGCAACAGGGGAGCCAGCCACGCCAAAAAGGCGGAAAGCUGAACCUGAAAUUCUGCAGUCGCUGAGACGCUCCACACGCCAUAGCUCUAACUGCGACAGGUUAUCGGAAAGCAGUGCUUCCCCGCAGCCUAAACGACGGCAUCUUGAGACCCCAGCUUCUAUGCCAAAACUCUUCUUGCACCUGGAAAAAAAAACCCCUGUCCAUAGUGGAUCAUCUUCACCUAUAACUUUGACUCCUAGCAAAGAGGGGAGUGCUGUUUUUACUGGCUUUGAAGGAAGAAGAAACAAUGAAUUGAAUGAGGUUUUGUCCUGGAAAUUGAUGCCAGAAAAUUAUCCACCAAGUGAUCAACCACCACCUCCCUCAUAUAUCUAUGGCUCUCAACAUUUGCUACGGAUGUUUGUAAAGCUACCAGAAAUCCUGGGGAAGAUGUGCUUUCCUGACAAAAACCUGAAGGCCUUAGUAAAACACUUUGAAAUGUUUCUGAGAUUUUUAGCAGAAUACCAUGAUGAUUUCUUCCCAGAAUCUGCUUAUGUAGCUGCAUGUGAAGCCUACUACAGUACUAAAAAUCCUCGGGCAAUCUACUGAAGCUAUUAAUAAAGAUUAAAUCCUACUAUAUGCAGCCCAUGACAAUGCUAUUUUGCCACGUGGCUACAAGCUGAAGAUGAAAAAGGAACUAAAACAGCUUCUGGAGUUGAAGAAAUAGAAUGGUUGAAUUACUUAGGACUGGAGAACUUCUUUUCAGAGAUGUGUAUAAACUGCAUUGAGUUGCUUAGAGGAUUGAAUAUAACUCUGACUUCAGAUGAACGAAGAAGCCUUGUCCUGAAUUCUAAUGCAUAGGACUGCAUAGGACUAUUAAAGAGGGAAGGAGGCAAAAGCAGAUGCAUUAGCAACAGGACAUU
This is a messenger RNA of Nestor notabilis (Kea), 1433 nucleotides long. It is a transcript of the gene MSL3, whose product is annotated as male-specific lethal 3 homolog (Drosophila). Gene Ontology annotation, biological process: chromatin organization; regulation of DNA-templated transcription. NCBI's taxonomy places the organism in Eukaryota, Metazoa, Chordata, Aves, Psittaciformes, Psittacidae. Gene Ontology annotation, cellular component: nucleus; MSL complex; NuA4 histone acetyltransferase complex. The record is from RefSeq and is a predicted model, not a curated record. Bases 1 to 1119 code for a protein of 372 amino acids. The transcript has 9 exons.